UGAGGUGGCUGCUGGUGUCCCUCUUCCCCUCCCCCACGGCCCGGGGGCCUCGCGGGGUGGCCGCCGGCGGUCGGGUGAGCGGCACCGCUGCCAUGACGUCCAUCAUCAAGCUGACCACCCUGUCCGGGGUGCAGGAGGAGUCCGCGCUCUGCUACCUGCUGCAGGUGGACGAGUUCCGCUUCCUCCUGGACUGUGGCUGGGACGAGAACUUCUCAAUGGACAUCAUCGACUCCCUGAGGAAACAUGUACACCAAGUUGAUGCAGUGCUACUUUCUCACCCCGAUCCUCUGCAUCUUGGUGCUCUUCCAUAUGCAGUUGGGAAGAUGGGUUUAAAUUGUGCUAUCUAUGCAACUAUUCCUGUAUAUAAAAUGGGCCAGAUGUUUAUGUAUGAUCUCUAUCAGUCUCGCCACAAUACAGAAGAUUUCACCCUCUUUACACUGGAUGAUGUAGAUGCAGCCUUUGAUAAAAUUCAACAACUAAAGUUCUCUCAGAUAGUGAACUUGAAAGGCAAAGGCCAUGGUCUGUCCAUCACACCAUUGCCAGCUGGCCACAUGAUAGGAGGAACCAUUUGGAAGAUUGUCAAAGAUGGAGAAGAGGAAAUUGUUUAUGCUGUUGACUUCAACCACAAGAGGGAGAUACAUCUGAAUGGUUGCUCCCUGGAAAUGUUGAGUAGGCCUUCACUGCUUAUCACGGACUCCUUUAAUGCUACGUAUGUACAACCCAGACGGAAGCAAAGAGAUGAACAAUUGCUAACUAAUGUCUUGGAAACGUUGCGGGGUGAUGGAAACGUGCUAAUAGCUGUGGAUACAGCUGGCAGAGUUCUGGAACUUGCCCAACUUCUUGAUCAGAUUUGGAGAACAAAAGAUGCAGGAUUAGGAGUUUACUCUCUAGCACUUUUGAAUAAUGUCAGCUAUAACGUAGUGGAAUUUUCUAAAUCACAGGUUGAAUGGAUGAGUGACAAAUUGAUGAGAUGUUUUGAAGACAAGAGAAAUAAUCCAUUCCAGUUCCGUCAUCUCUCUUUAUGUCAUAGUCUUUCUGAUCUGGCUCGAGUGCCAAGUCCAAAAGUCGUGCUUGCUAGCCAACCUGAUUUGGAAUGUGGGUUUUCAAGAGAUCUCUUUAUCCAAUGGUGUCAGGAUUCCAAAAACUCUAUCAUUUUAACUUACAGAACAACUCCAGGGACACUAGCAAGAUUCUUGAUAGAUAAUCCUUCUGAAAAAGUUAUAGAUAUUGAGCUGAGGAAACGUGUUAAACUUGAAGGGAAGGAACUUGAGGAGUAUUUAGAAAAGGAGAAGCUAAAGAAAGAAGCAGCUAAAAAAUUAGAACAGUCCAAAGAGGCAGACAUUGAUUCCAGUGAUGAAAGUGAUGUUGAAGAGGAUAUUGAUCAGCCAUCUGUACAUAAAACCAAACAUGAUUUGAUGAUGAAGGGUGAAGGUAGCCGGAAAGGAAGCUUCUUCAAACAGGCCAAGAAGUCCUAUCCUAUGUUUCCAGCCCCAGAAGAGAGAAUUAAAUGGGAUGAAUAUGGAGAGAUUAUUAAGCCUGAGGAUUUCCUCGUUCCAGAGCUUCAAGCAACAGAAGAAGAGAAAAGCAAAUUAGAAUCUGGUCUGACAAAUGGAGAUGAGCCAAUGGACCAGGAUCUGUCAGAUGUUCCUACCAAAUGUAUUUCAGCAACAGAAUCAAUGGAAAUAAAAGCCAGAGUUACAUACAUAGAUUAUGAAGGACGCUCAGAUGGAGACUCCAUUAAAAAAAUCAUUAACCAAAUGAAACCACGACAGUUGGUCAUUGUCCAUGGACCACCUGAGGCCAGUCAAGACCUUGCAGAGUGCUGCAGAGCUUUUGGUGGGAAAGACAUUAAAGUUUAUAUGCCCAAACUUCAUGAGACAGUAGAUGCGACCAGUGAGACUCACAUCUAUCAGGUCAGGCUAAAGGAUUCUCUAGUCAGUUCCCUUCAGUUCUGUAAAGCUAAAGAUGCUGAACUGGCUUGGAUAGAUGGCGUUCUGGACAUGCGAGUUUCAAAAGUGGACACGGGGGUCAUUUUGGAAGAAGGAGAGCUGAGGGAAGAUGAAGACAUGGAAAUGCAAGUGGAUGUGCCUUCUUCGGACUCCAGUGUUAUUGCACAGCAAAAAGCCAUGAAGAGUUUGUUUGGUGAUGAUGAUAAAGAAAUGUGUGAGGAGAGCGAGAUCAUUCCUACACUGGAACCACUGCCCCCACAUGAGGUUCUCGGACAUCAGUCUGUGUUCAUGAAUGAGCCAAGGCUGUCAGACUUCAAGCAAGUUCUUCUGCGAGAAGGAAUUCAAGCUGAAUUUGUCGGCGGUGUUCUUGUAUGCAACAACCUAGUGGCUGUUCGCAGGACUGAAACUGGGCGCAUUGGAUUGGAAGGCUGUCUCUGCCAGGACUUCUAUAGAAUAAGAGACCUUUUAUAUGAGCAGUAUGCAAUUGUUUAAAAGUUGCGCUAUGAAGAUGUCUUUACUUGAACCUUAAAAGAGAAUGUGGAUUUCUACCAUUUUAUUUUUAUGGCUUUCUUUUUGUAGCUUUUGUAACUUAUACAGAGAAUACUAAUUCCUAAGAGAAAUUCCCCAUCCAAAAGCAGUAAACUAAUCUAAACAGGGAAGUAACUGAUAUCUCAGCUCUAUGGUACAUUCCAUGUUGUUGGCUUUCAAACUGUUAAGAUUACUGUUACAAAUGCCACUUUUUGUAUAUUUUUAGUUGUUUGGCAGUGUUUCCUUUGUAAACUUUCUUCCAAGAAGGGUUCAACUGAUCAAACAUGCACUUUGCCAUGAUACAGCGUAUAUAGUUUGUGUAAGAGUUCAAAAUAUAAAAGAAAUCUGUUUUCCUGUUUUUAAAAUUCAAAGAAGGGAAAAGCAGUUUUCUCAUGUAAAGUUUUGUGAUUCAGGUGAGGAAAGGGGUGAGGUUCCUCUUGUGAACAGGAGAAGCUUUGAUUUAUAGUGAAUUUUUUUGGGCCAUUGAAAAUCAGCCUGCAGCUUAUGGUGACUUUCCUCCAAAGGUUAAUAUGCACCUAUGUUAAUGCUGUAACUGUUUCAUGUUACAGAUGGAUACAGUACCAUACAAGGUGUUGUUGAAUACAAUAUCUUAGUAUACUGGGGCAGAAGCAGCUUUUAAAAUAUUGCCAUAAUGUGCUGUAAUACAGAACAUGAUUAAAAAAAAAAUCUGCAAAUGUAUUUGCAAACCACCUGCUUUUAAACUUUCCAGGUACUAUACAGAUGCAUACAGUGUCUAACUUCUAGCUGUUGAAGUAUGUUAUACCAAUUACAAUGCUUUUAUUUAUUUUUUCAACAAAAAAAAUCUGUUUUAUGUUAAUUAGGAUUAGUAAUGUGAUCUGAGUACAGAGUGGGUAGGCCUUUCUUAAAUCUUAAUUCUUCAUUCAUGGAUUUAACUCAUAGGUGCCAGGCUUUAUACAACUUGUUCUGUUGCUGCAGCAGGAUAUAGUACAGCUAGCAGUGCCAAAAUUGUUAAUGAUGAAUAUAGCCUUGGAUGAUUUCACUGCAUGAAUUGAAAAUGGUGAUGGAAUACAAGCAAGGCACUGGCCUGUUCAGAAGAAUGACAUUAGUUCCAGCAUCUGUUUUUGAUCAGUGUUUGAACUUUUUUUUAAACAUAACAUGCCUUAAACUUGUGUUGUACUUUUUUUUGUUUAAAAGGAAAUCUUUUGCUGAAAUACUGGCAAAAUAUUAGCCCUGUGGGCUGCUGAUGGAACAAUAGUUAGACUAAUUUUUUGACUAGUUGGUGUUACAUGGCUGAUCUGCCUAUUUAUACUGUUUAAAAGUUGGAAAGUUAGAGUGACUUAAACUGGGAAGAGUGUGUUCAAAAACAAAACUAAACCAAACUCUGGUACUAGUUGUAAAAAUAUAAUGCAUUUUAAAAUCUUAUGUUGAAUAAGAAGAAAUGUAUUUUGCUAUACACAUUCUUUACUUAAGGCAAAGUGCAAAAUUAAUACAAAACUUGUUUCUCUUUUGCUGUAAAAUGUAAGCUGUGCUUCAGAAAAUAUUCUUUUUGGUCAUACGGGCCAGUAGAAUUUCUUGUUAACACUUUGAAUCUUCAACACCAAUGUUGUGACAGUGUAAAUCUAAAUACUUUUCAGAUGGUUGUCAGCAAAUGUCACUGUUAACAUUGUUCUGAUGUUUUUACAAAGUUCAUUUGUCACAUGAGUGAAUUCUUACCUGGGUAAACAGACCAUGGGGCUUUGACUUGGUGUUGGGGGAGUUGCAUUGUGUGCUGCUGCACUAUGCUGUGCAAAUUACUAAGACCCCCACCAUAUCUUUGGUGGGGUGGGGGUUGGAUUUCAGUCUCAGGAAAACUUCAGAACACACACACUUCUCCCUCCCCAUUCACUUUAAUGAAGACGUAUGAAGUUAGAAGUAUAAAUUUGAAAUUAAAAAUUUACUUGAAUGCUAAAAACUUAAUUAACUUGUAUUUGCUUUGCUCUCAUAAUAGAGGCUGCAUUGGAACCAUAUGUUUCUCUGUAGAUGAAAUCCCACUUUGUGUUUUUAAACUGUACUUCUGUUUCUAAACAAGGAACCCAUCUUCACCAUUUUUUAAUUGAAACACAUCCCUAAUUAACAUUGCUCAUUUAACAAAAAAAGGUGUUUUCCCCAUAAAUACAGCACUGCCAUUUCUUUGUAGGCUUUAUUUUUUCUGGCUUAUGCAACUUCUCUGCUGAUAAUGUUUCUGUAGGCAAACUUUGCCAUCCAUUACCUUUUGUUGUUAACACUUUUUGUCUUCACUGGAUGUAAUUGAGGCCAGAACAUGCCUCAUUAAUUGUAAAUCCUCUGCAUUUUGAGGAUCCUCAAGAUUAUGCAGAAUUUGGGGACUGAAUCCCAGUUCCUUCAUUUUUGUCUCCCACCCCUACCUUUUAGAAUAUGAAGGAAAAUAACGGAAAGAAAUUUUAAGUAAAUGGUGUGUUAUUAUAGACAAGGAGUGUUCAACCAGGUCACUUUACUAUUCUGUAUAUUAAUGUAUCAUGCCAAAGAUUUCCCAGCAUGCAAGGUAAGGCUUACUUUGAAGCUAAAUGACGUCCUUGCGGGCAGGUUCCCCUCUUUUGUUUUAUUUUACCUCAGCUCAGGUACCUGUCAUCAUGAUUGAAAACCUGUGCCCUCCCCUCAUGGCAUUAUCUAGAGCUGCCUGAGGCAAAGGAUCCAGGGCAUCCUUUUUUAAAAGUAAAUUAAUAGAUAGAGGGAGGAUCUGUCCUGUGUUAAACUGGAACUGCUAGGUUUAUAUGAGAGGACUUGAGAGCAGUUUUCUGGUAUAACCACUCUGAAGAAUUUGUAUUUUUGUUGCCUCUAUGUUAACAUAAAUCGCAGGCAGGCAUAUUCAACUUCGUUUGGAACAAACAAAGCACUCCCAUGGAGUUCUAAACAAUGGUCACAAAACCUCUACUGUAAAACACAUUGCCGCUGUGAGAGAGAUCAAAAUUGCUUUGAUAUAGCAUGACACAUACUCAAUUAAUUUUCCAACUGGAAAAGGCAUUUUGCCUGUGAGAACAUUUGAAAGGUCAAACAUAGGACUUCAAAGGCUUACAAUCAGAUUUCAAGAUUGAAAUAGCUGGAAAAUUGUACAGUCCACUAUGGUUGUUAAUCAUCUUUUUUUAAAGAAAAAAAAUCCCCUCAGAGCCUUUAUGCAUAUAUAUUCGUUAAAGAAAUCUGCCCAGUCAGUAGAAAUAUUUUUUCUAUUCCAUAAAAAUACUGGUUAAAUACGUUUCUGGGAUUGAGGUUCACAUAUCAACUUCUUUAUAAUAAGCUCCUAAUUUUAAGUAAUAGUAGCACAAAGGUGAAGCACACAGUCAUAGUACAAAAUCAAUAAAUAAGGUUUAAAAAAAUCUUUGGAUAAGUGAACUAUAAUGUAAGCUAAAUGUGGAGGUCUGACAACCUUGUUAUCACAGAGCAGUGUCCUGCUUAGAAAGAUCUCUGAAUUUUAAAGAUGUAAACUUUUUUUGUUUUAAAAAAAAAUAGCACGCAUCGUUCUGAGGCUUUGUUUUAUAAUGGAAUCUGUAUAAUAAUGACUCCUGUUUCUGAUAGAUGCAGAAUUGGAUAAUUAGCUGAGGCUGCUAGGAAACUUUGGCUGCUAGGAAACUUCCCUAAAACAUGUUUUGCGUGUUCCCAGUAAGAUUGAGUACAUUUGUAAUGACAAGCCUUUACAGUACUGGGAAUCUUCUACUGUGAAGUCUGUCAGGAAACCUAUUUCAUCAAGAAAACAAUCAACAACUGCACAAUUGGACCACCCUGUAUGUAUUGUGGUUGGUAUACAUCACUGAUCAGUGUAGAUCAUAUUGCAUGAUCUCUUGUAGCCUUAUUAUGGAUAAAAUUUGUUAUAUUCUCUUACUUGGAUUCCUCUGGCUAUAGGAGUAAACAUUUUUACUUCCUUUCCCUAAAAGUAAGUUGUAUAGCAUUGGUGUGCAAUGGCUUUCAUGGUCUGCUAUCGAGGGGGCUGCAUUUCAACAAUGAUUAAGUGAUAAAGGUCUUUGGGUGCAACACCUUGAUAUUUAUAAACAGUAGGAGAGAGACUUUGAAAAAUUUUUAUCUACUAUUUUGUCAGGGCAUGAAUGUUAAUGAUGUGCAUUUGGAGUUUCAACCAUAAUGAAAGCAUGGAAAACUGAUACAGUUUUAAUCUGUACUUUUGAAAACUAAGUCCCCAAAUCUCCAUCCAAGGUUUUCAUCAGACUAUGCAUAUUAAACUAGAUUUGAGCCCAGUCUAGUUUAAACUAAAAUUAAACUACAC
Gavialis gangeticus (Gharial) is the source of this 6726-nucleotide messenger RNA. It is a transcript of the gene CPSF2, whose product is annotated as cleavage and polyadenylation specific factor 2. The transcript has 15 exons. NCBI's taxonomy places the organism in Eukaryota, Metazoa, Chordata, Crocodylia, Gavialidae. Gene Ontology annotation, cellular component: mRNA cleavage and polyadenylation specificity factor complex. Gene Ontology annotation, molecular function: RNA binding. The coding region runs from base 93 to 2441 and encodes 782 amino acids. The record is from RefSeq and is a predicted model, not a curated record. Gene Ontology annotation, biological process: mRNA 3'-end processing by stem-loop binding and cleavage.